AUGGCGGCGGCGGCGGUUCUCGCUCUCUUCUGCCGGCGGCGCUGCCUGUGCGACUGCGAGGAGAACCCAGGACCUGCAGCGCUGCAAGCACGUGCUGCGGCAGGAGGAGGUCGAGGCCCCAGGCGGUGGCGGGGCCCUGCAGAGGUGUCCUUUCUGUUUUCACAAAGACAGUCUGUAAUCUUCCUUCGUGACAGAAAUACUCGUUGCCAGGAGGUGUCUGCAUACAUCGACUCUGCACACAGACUGACAACAGAUGACUUGGAAGUCUGCUUCAGUGGGAAGAAAAGACCUUUCCCUCAAAAAGCUGACCUGAGUUUUUACAACUGAAAUAGAAAUGUCAGCACAUCAAAUUCCAGCCCAAAUUACCAAGUGAUUGCAGAAAAUGCCUGUGGACUACUCUUGAAGAACAAAAGUCAUAGGAAAAUAGUAAAUGUGGAUUCCAAGGCCUACCCAGGAGACAACACAACACGGAUCCUGUUGAAGCAGAUCUAUCUCCUUGUUGUUAUCUAUGACUGUGUCAUCAGAGACGGGACUUAG
Molecule: messenger RNA, 537 nt
Organism: Strigops habroptila (Kakapo)
Lineage: Eukaryota; Metazoa; Chordata; Aves; Psittaciformes; Psittacidae
Gene: CFAP299
Product: cilia and flagella associated protein 299
Source: RefSeq, a predicted model, not a curated record